AUGCCCCUGAUGAACAUCAGUCCAAACACCCGAGUGUGUGAGUCAUCCUUGCUCUCGCUGGCCCACCAGGAGGCUGGGUGCCCGCGCCAGAAGCUAAAAAUACCCGCUGCGUAACUACGCUUUGGCGCGCAUGUUCAGGGGCUUAUUCGGUGCUCGUCGCGCUGUCGGGAUGCUUAUUCGGAGGUGAUACUGGAUCAAUCGGAUCCAUCACAGUGAGUGGACACUGUAACGUCAAUUUUAGCGAGUCUUGUAAUCGAACUGACCGCGCGAGCUACCCUCCUCACCCCCACUUGGGAACGUCACAUGCUUUUUCGCCGGCCCGAGUAGGAGAUGCCUCAAUUCAUCGCCCACUUUGGCCAACUCUCGGAAUUGUGGGUGCAUAUUCUUGUCUUCAAGAAGGCGAAAGUCAGUGGAUCUACGUCACAAGCAGAGUACUGAAGGGGCCCUCCCUACUCCUUCCAGUCUCCGAGGUUUCAUCGUCGCCGUGAUCCUCAUUCCCUCCGCCAUCACAGGCAUGUUUGCCGGAUCCGUAGCCGAUCGCAUAGGACGCAAGAGGACCAUCUCACUCGGUUCGCUCAUCUUCGCUGCGGGAAUGGGUAUGUGUGUGAUCGCACCCAACUUGACGGUGCUCAUCGUUGGGAGGUGUGUCGCGGGCAGUGGAGAGGGGCUCUUCUUGAGCGCGGGCAACGUUUACUUGUAAGAUCGGCGUCGGAUUUGCAGUCAAAGGUACCAGUCCCAACUUUACUCAUUCAGAUCAUGAUUCUUGUUCUAGGUGCGAAAUUUCGCCCAAGCAUAUCAGGUAAGCAUCUCCGUACAUAUGCGAGUGCUGAUGGUCCGACUAUGGCCAAGCUGAUCGCGUGCGCCUUCCGAGCAGAGGUCGAAUCAUGACGAUGUAUCAGAUGCACGUCAAUGGUGAGCUCCUAUCUCCUCAAGUUUAGCGCGCCUUCCCACAUCUGGCUGACAUCGGUCCAAUUGAAUCAAAUCAGGUGCACUUGCGAUUGGGUUCUUCGUCUGCUAUGGCUCGAUCCAGAUUCAAAGGCGAGGCUUGCCCUGCAUUCCGCUCUGA
Messenger RNA from Microbotryum saponariae, 1066 nucleotides. The record is from the annotation of a GenBank genome assembly. NCBI's taxonomy places the organism in Eukaryota, Fungi, Basidiomycota, Microbotryomycetes, Microbotryales, Microbotryaceae.